This is a messenger RNA of Oreochromis niloticus (Nile tilapia), 2600 nucleotides long. Its product is annotated as programmed cell death 1 ligand 1. Gene Ontology annotation, cellular component: external side of plasma membrane. The record is from RefSeq and is a predicted model, not a curated record. The transcript has 5 exons. Gene Ontology annotation, biological process: positive regulation of T cell proliferation; T cell costimulation; negative regulation of T cell proliferation. Bases 936 to 1547 code for a protein of 203 amino acids. NCBI's taxonomy places the organism in Eukaryota, Metazoa, Chordata, Actinopteri, Cichliformes, Cichlidae.
UUCAUUUCCUGUUACUGUAAUACCCCUUGUCACAUUGUGUAUGUGGUCAAAUGUAGGUGUUUUGGUUUUGCUAAGCAGAAAUAUCUGAGACGUGUCUGUAAAACAGGAUGUCAAAGCGAAACAAGAGACAGUUGGUUCAGCUUUGUGGUAGAGUUGAGCUCACCUACAAAGUAUUUUUGUUCACAAUUAAUUGUGUUGAACAAACCUUAAUCAGGUUCCUUUUAACUUACAGAAAGAGCAGAUGGAUUAUACCAACCUCACACUUUUUAUCUUUAUAUGGAUUUUUGUUCCAUCCUGAUGAUCAGAAGAGUGUUUGAGGAUUUAACAGAUCUCUUGAGAACAACAAUUUUCCACCCUGAUGACCACAGAGGCCUUUGAGGGUCCCAGACGUCCUUCAGAACAACACACUGGAUGAACUGGUGAUUUACACAGGCUACUGGUUUUGUAAACUGGUGCAGGCUGCUGCUGGUUCUCAGGUUAGUCAGAGUUAUGUCGUGGUGUUGUUUGAUAAGCUGCUCGGCAGACACAGACCUCCGACCUCGGAGCUGAAGCUAAAUCGUAGCAGGAAGAGGUGGAGCAGGAUGUGAGCUUGAAACUUGCUGUGGGAAACAAACUCGGUGCAGAGACAAAACAAACGUCUGCUUCAAAGACACAAACUGUUCAUACAUGACGACUGACACAUGAAACAGGUUCAGAUCUUUCCUGCCAGGAUGGUUCAAGAACUGAAGCAAUAAAACUUUCUUUCGACUUCACCUCUUCUGUUGUGAUGCACUUGUUUCUGCUCGACCCCGCAGUGCAGCGUACCAAACGUCACAAUGACACAACUUCCUGAAAACAAACGUUACUGAUCCAGUUGCUUCUUUAAGCCUAAAUUUUAAUCUCAUGACAGACUGAGACAUUUAGAAAAAGCUAAGAGUCAGAUCGAGAACACUGACAUGUUUGCUGUAAUUACGUCACUCACUUUGAUGUUUGCCGUGUUCGUCUCUGCAGACCAGACAAUCAUCACAGCUGAGUGUGGACAGGACGUCACUCUGACAUGUCGAGCUCCAAACAACAACAACAAGAUCAUAGUUGUAGAGUGGAGCAGAGCUGACCUGGAGCCACAACAUGUUCUUUUGCAGCAGAAUGGGGAGUUUGAUCCAGAUGGUCAGCAUCCAUCUUUUAAGAACCGGGUGGAUCUGCAGGACAGACAGAUGAAGGAUGGAGACGUGUCUUUGAUUCUGAAGGAUGUGAUUAUUAAUGAUAAUGGAACAUACGAGUGUCGUGUUCAGAGACAGAGAGAAAGUUUAAGUCUCAUCACCAGUGUCUACCUGAGUGUUGUUCCUCCAGGUCAAUCACGAGGGAACAAAGAGGAUGGAAGGAACAAAGAUGGAGGGAAGGAGGAUGGAGGGAAGGAGGAUGGCUCUGUUGGACUGAAAGUUGGUCUGUCAGUUUCUGCUGUGCUUCUGGUUGCUGCUGUUGGAUUUUUGAUCUAUAGAAAAGUAAAAAGUAAAACGAAGCAGAGGCAGAAUUCAUACCAGCCUCCUGAUGAACUGCAGCCUGUUUGAAAUGAACUCUGAGUCUCCUGCUGCUGUUCAGACUCUCAGUGUUGUCAGUGAACAUUCAGGUACAGACAGACAUCCAAUUUGUAUUGAAACAAACACACUUCACAGGGAAAUCAGAAAUUAAUCAACCAUAACAAUAAACUACUGAAAUAAUUUUUCUUUGCUCAAGAAUACAAGUAAAUCACUAUAACUUAGCAUCUUAAUCAACCAAAAAAAUAAUAUGAUUUAGUUAGUUUUUUUUUUUUUAUUUCUGCUUUUGUUGUAAAAUAGUACAUUUGAAAAUUCAUGCAUAACAACAAUUAUUAUAUUUUAGCAUUACAAAUAUUUAGGUGCAAAACUCCAAAAGUUACUGUUAUGCUGCCAAACUGGUUCAAAAACGGAUAUCAGCUGAAAAACAAUUGUGUUCUCUGCAUCCUGAGGUUUCAGAGUGUGUUAACCAAACAGUAUCAAGUACAUGAGUUAAAAGGAUUCCUGUGUUAUGACUAACAUGGCAUUCAUGGUAGUCGCUGUGUUUACCAUGUUUAACAGUAAUCAUGUAUUGGGAGCAAAUGUUGUGGACAGUUUAAAUGUCUGUAAAGAUAUGUUCAUUUAUUUUGAAAUCAUUUGCACUUUUAAAAUAAUGUUUUACUUCAUUAUUUUUGUUUUGGAAAUGUUUUGGUUUGUGUAGAUCAGAGUCAGAAUACUUUAUUAAUCCCUGAGGAAAUUAUGAGUGGGAUUAUUGAGUGAAUGAAUUCAUUGCUAACUGCUAGAAAUAAUAUUAAAGUUAUGCAACACUCUCUGAAAUUAGAGCUAUACAGCACUGUCCCUGUCUUUCCCUCCCUCUAGUCUGUCUUUCUCAGGCCUUGUUUUGGUUCCUCUGCAAUCAGAAGCACAGUUAGAGUCCGAUUCUCUCUGUUAAUCCACACUUUCACAGAACUGACUCUUGAGCCUGUGUGCUGCUUGCUGUCUUUAACAUUAUCAUGAGACGUAUUCAGACUGUGUUAGUGUGACUCUGUGAACUACUGUGUGUGUUCAUCUGUGAGAUUUUCAUUAAAUUUGUUUACAGGAAGAACAAAA